AUGUUAUUAGAGAAGGAAUUGAAGGAGCGAAAACCAUGUAGCGGCGUAAAAUCAGAUAUUCCUGUAAAGAAACGUGGCAAACGCAUUGUAGUUUUAUUAUUUCUUAUUUUUUGCUGCAUCUCUUUGAUUGCAUCUGUAGCGAUAUUUGAUGAAAGUAGUAAUAAUAAUAGUGUUGAGAUUCCGAUGAUGUCUGUACAGUCACAGUCUCAAGUUAAACAAAAAGAAGAGAUAUUCAACGAUAAGGCAAUACAGGAGGAAAAAAGACUUUGGGACCGUGAAUUACAACAGGAACAAAUUUUACAGUCACGAUUUGCAGGACUUUUUAUUGGAACUGCCAUGUUUAACGAAUCUCUUCGAACUCAGUUAGAGGAUAUUCCGCAAUGCCGUGUCCUUGGCAAACCAUUUCUAGAUUACUUACAUAAAUAUCUGUUAUUUCAUUACUAUACACCUUUUAAGGAAGACAACGCGUCACGUCUUAUUUACUCAUGUGAAAGUCACAAAAAAGGUCAUCUUUGCGGUGGUAUGGGCGAUCGUUUUCGUGGAAUUAUUACGGCAUUUUGGUUGGCACUUCUUUCACGUCGUCGAUUUGAACUCUAUCAUCCCACUCCUGUUCCAUUUCAGAAGUUUAUGCCACCUUAUUUGGUAAAUUACAUUCCUUCUUUGCGUAACAACGCCUCAAGAAGGCAAGGGAUCAUUCCAGAUGAACAAUCUCCUAAGAAAUAUCGAGAAUCACUUUCUACUUUAAUAACGGCCGCUCCUAUAAACUUUCAUUUAAUGAGAAUUGAACGGCAUAAAACUUAUGUUUUACAUCAGAAGAAUGCCAAUAAUUGGAAAUUAGAACGACCCGUUUAUGGGAGUAAUGAGUGGUGGCGACCGCGUUAUGUUGUAGAAGAUAUUCGAAUACAAAGUAAUUCUGCUGGUAUUGAUGGAUACUUGUACAAGGAUCAUGAAUUAUAUGAAUUAAAAAAGCGAAUACUAGGACUUGAAGAAUGUAAUAUUUCUUGUUAUUAUGGUUGUUUAAGUCAUAUUCUUUUUCAACCUGAUGAUCGUAUUUGGGAUGCGGCGGUACAAGUUCUUCGUGAAUCUAAGGAUAAAAACUUAUUAGCCUCUCUUUCUUCAGGUCGAAAAGUUAAAGCUGGAGAAGUGUUACCUUUUGUUAGUUUACAGGUGAGAAUGGGUGGUUCUUGGGCUACUGGUUUACAUGUUCCCGAGUCGGUUCGAACAUUCCCAUGGUCAUUGCCCCAUUACUUCGCUAUGACUCGUGAAGUGGUGAGUGGAGAGGCAUGGCGUCGUCGUCCAGAUCUUUUUCCAUCUAACUACCAACUUGCGAAUACAUUUCGACAGAAUAAUUCUGUUGUACUUUUUGUAUCUUCGGAUUCAGCAAAAUUUGUGGAGGAGGCAAAACGUUUACUAGGUGACAACCAUAGUGUACGCAUUCUUUCUAUAUCUGGAGAUUCCUUUCAACACACGGAUACAUUAAAUCUUGCAGAUCUACGCGGUCAAAAGAGUGAUGCAACGGCAGAGGAUGCAAGGAGUCGUGCAUACUUUUUAACUCUUUUAAAUCAUUAUUUACUUAGUAUUGCCUCUCACUCCAUCAUAUCCCAAUCUGGAUUUAGUGACACCGCAUUCUGGCGCAGCCGUCAAGUAGCGAGCGCUAUUUUUAUUGAAGUACAACGUCAAGAGGCAUGGCAGCAUCAUCUGCGAUAUAGAGAUAUUCAUAAUAGUACCAUAGGGGGAAGUGUAAAGAGCAGCAGCGGCAGCAGCAGCAGAGAGACAACGCCUGUCAGUAGACUUGUUUUACACUCUGCUGAAGUUGUGAGUAGCCGUAUUUUGCAUGAUCUUCGCGCCCCACCGACACCAUUCUACUCGUAA
Trypanosoma theileri is the source of this 1872-nucleotide messenger RNA. RefSeq names its product putative membrane-associated protein. Lineage: Eukaryota; Euglenozoa; Kinetoplastea; Trypanosomatida; Trypanosomatidae. Bases 1 to 1872 code for a protein of 623 amino acids. The transcript has a single exon. The record is from RefSeq and is a predicted model, not a curated record.